AUGCCGAAUUCAUCAUCACCGGAAGCCUUAAUCCACGACCCUUUAAAGCCAUGGAAACACCUCCUCUCCCCACCGCCGCACAAAAUCCCAAUUUUGGCCUCCAAUUUCAUGAAAGCCCUCUUCGCAAUCUGCAUCUUCGGGGCAUUUUCGUUAUUCCUCCUGUCGUGGUCCCCCGCCACCACAACAUGGCGGGCUCACGACUGCCCCGAAUGCAAUCGCGCCAUCCGGGGCACAUUCCGCCGCAUCACCAACAGCGACCUCGGUCUCGUCAACCGAGAUCGAGAUCGCUCUCCUGACCGCACCAACCUGUCCCACAUCCUUUUCGGGAUAGGCGGGUCUGCCCAGACGUGGGGCACACGGCGCCGCUACUGCGAGCUGUGGUGGAGGCCGAACGCAACGCGAGGCCACGUCUGGCUAGACCAGCGGCCGGAGAAGGAGUGGCCGGCGACGUCGCCGCCGUACCGGGUGUCGGCGGACACGGAGAGGUUCAAGUACACGAACUGGUACGGGUCGCGGUCGGCGGUGCGGAUCGCGAGGAUCGUGAAGGAGAGCUUCGAGGCGGAGGCGGCGGGGGAGGGGGAGGGAGCGGAGGUGCGGUGGUUUGUGAUGGGGGAUGAUGAUACGGUGUUUUUUACGGAGAAUUUGGUGGAGGUGUUGAAUAGGUAUGAUCAUAGGGAGAUGUAUUACAUCGGGGGGAACUCGGAGAGCGUGGAGCAGAACGUGGUGCACUCUUACGCGAUGGCCUACGGCGGGGGAGGGUUCGCUGUGAGCUACCCGCUGGCGGCGGAGCUGGUGCGGAUAUUGGAUGGGUGCAUUGAUCGGUACGCCUCAUUUUACGGAUCGGAUACGAAGGUGGCUGCCUGUGUUAACGAGAUUGGGGUGCCUCUCACCAAAGAGCUUGGUUUCCAUCAGAUGGACAUACGGGGAAGCCCAUUCGGCCUACUGUCGGCCCAUCCCAUUGCACCCCUCAUCUCACUCCACCAUCUAGACUACGUGCAGCCCCUUUAUCCGGGCAAAAAUCGGGUCGAGUCUAUAAAAAGGCUAAUCCAAGCCUACAAUAUGGACCCGGGUCGGGCGCUGCAGCAGAGCUUCUGCUACCACCCGACCCGGAAUUGGUCCGUGUCUGUUGCGUGGGGCUACAACGUGCAACUCUACCCGUUUGCGGUGACGUCCAAGGAUCUGAGCACCCCGUUACAAACAUUCUUAACGUGGGGGACGUGGAGCCAGUCGCCAUUCACAAUCAAUACCCGAUCCCUGAGCUUCAACCCGUGUGAAAGACCCAUUAUCCAUUACUUGGACCAAGUUAACGGGUCCGGGUUGGGUACCACCACCACGUAUAGACGGCCACAUCCGGCACGUGCGAGGCGGUGCAAAAAUGAGAGCUAUGCAAAGGCGUAUUCGGUGAAGGCGUUUAGUGUUACGGCUGCUCCGCUUGAUCCUGAAGUAUGGAAGAAGGGGCUACGUAGGCAAUGCUGCGAGAUAAUCGACGGCUCAGAUAAAGUGGACGGCGUCUUGCAGGUUAGAAUCAGACGCUGCAAUCAAUGGGAAUCAGUAACGCCACAUCUGAAAUCUCGAUAUGUCGGCGGGUGCGGCCGGCGACGGUUUCCACCGCGGAAUAUUUGAGGGAUGCAUCUCCGGCAGAGACAUGAACAUCGAGCAGCGGUCGUACCAUAAGAAUUGCAAGUGCGCCCUUCACAAAGAGCGCGGCCACUGCAGCCACGCCUCUCGCCACAACUCGAUCUCCUAUCCGAUCCGAAGGACGUGGAGCGAGGGCUGCUUGGCGCUGAUGAAUCUCUCUUCUCCAAUCACCGGCGCCGCCUCUCCGUGCCACAAUUCGCCCUCCUUCGUUGCCGCCGCGGCGCAGGGAGAUAUGGCGAGGACGCAGACGCAUUUGGUCAUGUACAAGGAGGAGGACGAAGAGGAAGAGGUCGAUUAGUUUUUUUUUUAAAAAAAAUUCUCUCUUUUUGUUCUUAUUAACAUUGA
Messenger RNA from Salvia splendens (bonfire salvia), 1983 nucleotides. RefSeq lists its product as uncharacterized. Lineage: Eukaryota; Viridiplantae; Streptophyta; Magnoliopsida; Lamiales; Lamiaceae. The transcript has 4 exons. The coding region runs from base 1 to 1623 and encodes 540 amino acids. The record is from RefSeq and is a predicted model, not a curated record.